Molecule: messenger RNA, 915 nt
Organism: Ochlerotatus camptorhynchus
Lineage: Eukaryota; Metazoa; Arthropoda; Insecta; Diptera; Culicidae
Exons: 1
Coding region: 1-915 (304 amino acids)
Biological process (GO): DNA integration
Molecular function (GO): nucleic acid binding
Source: RefSeq, a predicted model, not a curated record
AUGGUACGAAUGAAGUCUGUUGCACGACGCAGUUUCGGCCCGGAAUCGACAACGACAUCGAGAAUUUCGUCCGGCGAUGCACUCCCUGCUGCACUGCUGGAAAAGCACCAGUCAAAACAACGCUUGAAUCGUGGCCCAUCCCUGAUAAGCCGUGGUCACGCAUCCAUAUUGGACGGCGUAUUUUUCCUGGUAAUUGUCGACCCGUACACCAAAUGGCCCGAAGUAUACGCAACUAAAACCACAACGACAAGAACAACAAUCAAGCUACUUACUCAAACGUUCGCAACAUUUGGCGUGCCAGAAACCAUCGUCCCAGAUAAUGGUACCCAGUUCACCAGCUACGAGUUCAAGAAUUUCUGUGAGAAUCAAGGCAUUCACCACGUCCGCACAGCACCAUUCCAUCCUCAAUCAAAUGGGUUAGCAGAACGGUUCGUGGACACCUUGAAGCGCACUCUUUGGAAGAUUCGAUCGGGAGGAGACACACUGGAGGAAGCAUUGCAGACGUUUUUGCAAGUUUACAGGUCAACACCAACGGCUGACCUAGGUGAAAAGUCUCCUGCAGAAAUAAUGUUCGGACGACCGGUCCGCACAGUUUCGUCAAUGCUACUACCGCAACACAACCGUACAUCAGCAGCACAACCGAAAGCAGAUGAGCAAAACAAGCGUUUCAACAAGAAGCAUGGAGCGAUUUCGAGGCAGUUCGUUCCGGGUGAUGCUGUAUAUGCUCAAGCCCAUCAAGCAAAUUCCUGGAAAUGGCAGGCUGCCACAGUAAUCGAGCGUGUCGGAAAAGUCAACUACAACGUUUUCCUGGAGGAUAAUCAGCGGCUCAUCCGUUCUCAUGCCAAUCAACUGAAGCAACGUGCGGUCGAAUCUGGUCGUGAUCCUAGUCGGUAUUCUUCGACGGUUUUGGCCUAG